CCCUCCCUUUAGUUUCUUGUGGGCUUACCGGCGUGCUUGCGUCACGUCCGGCAUGCGGGACCCGGAAGUGGGAAUGGUUGAGGUGUCGCUAUGCGCCGCGGUGGUACCGGGGCCGAGCCGAGCCAAGCCGGAGCGAGACCAGCAGUUCCAACUUGAUUCACUGUUAUUCAGCACCAUCCAUCUUGAGCUUUUUAUAUGGUGUUGCUGUGUACUGUUACAGCUGCUGUUCCAUCUCAUUGGUGGUUGCAUUUCAGGGGAAUAGAAGAACAAUGGCUCUGGGGAGGAUCCAUGUGCCUUAUAAAUCUGGGAUGUCUGGAUGAUACCAGAACAUAAGCUAAUUUGCCUGCCUGCCCUGAUCAGAAUAUCCCAACAUGGGAAGGAUCAGCAUCUCCUGUUUGUUUCCUGCUUCCUGGCACUUCAGCAUCUCCCCAGUGGGGUGUCCUCGUAUACUGAACACCACUUUGCGACAAAUUAUUGUCAUUGGAAUACUUUCUGCUGCCGUCUCCUUGCUUUAUUAUUCCCUUGUCAUCCGGAAUAAAUAUGGGCGUUCGUACAGGGAUAAAAAGUUUCACAGAUACCUUGCUCGAGUGACUGACACUGAAGCUACAGAUACCAGCAAUCCCAAUCUGAACUAUGGCAUCGUGGUAGACUGUGGUAGCAGCGGGUCUAGGAUCUUCGUGUAUUGUUGGCCAAGACACAAUGGCAACCCGCAUGAUCUGUUGGACAUCAAACAAAUGAGGGACAAAAACAGAAAACCAGUGGUUAUGAAAAUUAAACCAGGCAUUUCAGAGUUUGCUAGCUCUCCUGAAAGAGUCAGCGAUUAUAUUUCUCCACUUCUGAACUUCGCGGCAGAACACGUGCCCCGUGCAAAACACAAAGAAACUCCUCUCUAUAUCCUCUGUACUGCAGGGAUGAGAAUCCUGCCUGAGAGCCAGCAGAAGGCAAUACUAGAAGAUCUGCUCACUGAUAUUCCUGUGCAUUUUGAUUUUCUGUUUUCGGACUCUCAUGCAGAAGUUAUUUCAGGGAAACAAGAAGGAGUAUAUGCGUGGAUUGGCAUCAAUUUUGUUUUGGGACGAUUUGAACAUAUUGAUGAUGAGGAUGAUGCAGUAGUGGAGGUGCAUAUCCCUACCAGUGAGAACAAGGAAGCUAUCAUUCGUAAGAGGACAGUGGGUAUUCUCGACAUGGGUGGCGUGUCGACCCAGAUAGCAUAUGAAGUCCCUAAAACUGUAAGCUUUGCCUCUUCACAGCAGGAGGAAGUAGCCAAAAACUUACUUGCAGAGUUCAAUUUGGGCUGUGAUGCUCAUCAGACCGAGCACGUGUACAGAGUGUAUGUAGCGACGUUCCUUGGAUUUGGUGGGAAUGCAGCACGGCAGAGAUACGAGGACAGUAUAUUUACCAACACAAUGUUUAGAAACAGACUUCUGGGUAAACAGACUGGUAUGACUUCUGAGUCUCCCUACCUGGACCCUUGCCUGCCGCUAGAGAUUGAGGAUGAAAUCCGACAGAAUGGACAGACACUGUAUAUGCGAGGGACUGGAGAUUUUAAUCUGUGUCGUGAAAUUAUUCAGCCUCUCAUGAAUAAGACCAAUGAAACCCAGACUUCUUUAAACGGCAUCUAUCAGCCUGCAGUGCACUUCCAGAACAGCGAGUUUUAUGGCUUCUCUGAGUUCUUCUACUGUACCGAAGAUGUAUUGCGUAUGGGAGGAGACUACAAUGCUGCUAAAUUUAUUAAAGCUGCAAAGGAUUAUUGUGCCACUAAGUGGUCUGUCCUGCAGGAACGUUUUGACCAUGGUCUUUAUGCAUCACAUGCUGAUCUUCAUCGAUUGAAGUAUCAGUGCUUUAAGUCUGCCUGGAUGUAUGAAGUGUUCCACAGUGGUUUCUCUUUUCCCAUCAACUACAACAAUUUAAAAACUGCUCUGCAGGUUUAUGAUAAGGAAGUGCAAUGGACAUUGGGAGCCAUCCUUUACCGAACACGAUUUUUACCUUUAAGAGACAUCCAGCAAGAGAACUUCAGAGGAAAUCACUCCCACUGGAGGGGCUUCUCCUUUGUUUACAAUCACUAUUUGUUCUUCGUCUGUUUUCUGAUUGUGCUGCUGUCCAUUGUGCUGUAUCUGCUGAGGCUGAGACGGAUUCACCGGAGAAUGCUGCGCAAUGGCUCAUCCGCUUCCCUCUGGAUUGAGGAAGGCCUCCCACCACAGAAGAUUCCAGGAGCCUUAUGAAACACUAGGAUAAAGAGCCUCUUUAUUAGACUUUUUAAAGUACAAGCCAUUUUUUUACCUCAGGGUUUCUCCUUUUUGUCUGUCCUCCCCUCCCCCCAAAAAAUCCUAUGAGGAAACCUCUCCCAGCAGUAUUGAACUCGGCAAGAGCUUUGGAAACAACUUAGAUUAUGGGAAAUUGAGGUCAGACUACACCAAGUGGACUAGAGAAUGUCUGCCAAAAAUGGUUUUUAAAAUUAAUUUAAAAAAGUUAAUGCACUUUCAUGUUAAAGGGGAGGGGAAGUCGAGACUUGAUGCCAGUAAAUGAAUAAAUGGAGGCAGCCUAUGGUUACAGAAUGAUUGAUUUCUCUUCCUUCAGUAAAAUUGUGAAAUAUCACUUACUAGCUAGGAUGAGUGGAUAUAGCUAUGCAUAUUUUUGUUCAAGUCCAUGGUUGAUAUCACUCAACUUCUAAACUCUCAGCCUCAUAAAUCAAGAAAAAGGAAGUGCGGGAUUUUUUAGAAGCAGUAAAAAACAGACCUGUUAAAAUGUGAAAAACUGACAUCUUAAAGUGUUGAAAUACUGCAACGGAAGAGAAACAUCUAUUGUGGCUACUGCUGUGUUUAUGCAAAACACAACUAAAAUCAUUGCUUCGUUUAGUCAUUACAGGUUUCGCCUUGAUGUCUCGGAAGCAUAGUUUUAUGGUGGCAAAAGUGACUUCUUUUUAAUCCUUCAUUCGACAGUGUUUCAUGAUGGUCCAGAGAUCUCCCUGAAAUUCUCAUAAGCUUGAAAGGACUGGACAAUGCACAGACUUCAGUUAGUUCUAGUGGAACAGACACAUGUGCACAUUGUCUUUAUUUUUGUUCUUUCCUGGUAUAACUUCUUACCUGUUAAUUUAUAUUUUAUUUAAAACAAGAUUAGUUUUACUUGAAAGCAAACUUGUUCAUGAUUAAAAGUGGCAUUUAUAUGAA
Chrysemys picta bellii (western painted turtle) is the source of this 3164-nucleotide messenger RNA. It is a transcript of the gene ENTPD4, whose product is annotated as ectonucleoside triphosphate diphosphohydrolase 4. Gene Ontology annotation, cellular component: Golgi apparatus. The record is from RefSeq and is a predicted model, not a curated record. Gene Ontology annotation, biological process: UDP catabolic process. Gene Ontology annotation, molecular function: GDP phosphatase activity; UDP phosphatase activity. NCBI's taxonomy places the organism in Eukaryota, Metazoa, Chordata, Testudines, Emydidae.